Messenger RNA from Pogoniulus pusillus (Red-fronted tinkerbird), 4131 nucleotides. RefSeq names its product trimethyllysine hydroxylase, epsilon (gene TMLHE). Lineage: Eukaryota; Metazoa; Chordata; Aves; Piciformes; Lybiidae. The coding region runs from base 456 to 1718 and encodes 420 amino acids. The record is from RefSeq and is a predicted model, not a curated record. The transcript is spliced from 9 exons. Gene Ontology annotation, molecular function: trimethyllysine dioxygenase activity; iron ion binding. Gene Ontology annotation, cellular component: mitochondrion. Gene Ontology annotation, biological process: carnitine biosynthetic process.
GAAGCCGCCGCGGAGGCGGCUCCAGCUCCGGAGGGCGGCCCCGGCCCCCUGCCUGCCCUGCGCCUUCCCUCGGCCUGUGUCCGGGGAGGGAUGAGGUGCGGAGCCGGGCCCGGCUGAGCUGAGCGCUCGGGACCUGCCCGGGGAGGGAAGCGGCGCAGGCACGGCCUUUUGGCUCACAGAACGGUGAUUCAGACCUUACAGCACCGAACACCGAGCGCACGGAGGUCGCCCAGGGCCCGAUUUAAGAGCCAACGCCAGCCCCCUGAAGUGCACUUACCACUGAACGUGCGCAGCCUUCCCAGCAAAGUUUUUGCCCUGGAGGGUGCAGGAACCAGGAGAAGGAAGCAGGGAAGAGCCGUGACCACCAGCAGAGACCAAGGAUCGGCAUCCCAAGCCUGUCUGAAGCCUGACCCCAUCUUUCUCCCGCCUCAGCCCCGUGUUCACAGAGUCCCAGGAUGUGGUGCAGGAGGCUGAUGGGUCUGCUGGAGAUGCCAGGAUGGCUGAGGGGAAGCAGUGGACGUUGCCCACCGUGGCUGCCUCAUAGAAGGACCACCCUCGCUGCUGCAGCUCACUGGCACCACACAGCCCCUGAGACACUCAGGUGUGCCUGGCAGUUACAUGGUGACCAUCUAGAGCUGAGGUACAGGGACACGCUGAUGCGCUUCGACUUCGUCUGGCUGCGGGACCACUGCCGCUCCGCCUCCUGCUACAACGCCAAGACCAACCAGCGCAGCCUGGACACGGCCAGCGUGGGCCUGGACAUCAGACCCCAGGCUGUCCGAGUGGAUGAGACCACCCUCUUCCUCACCUGGCCAGACGGGCACGUGACACGGUACGGGCUGGAGUGGCUGGUGAAGAACAGCUACGAGGGGCAGAAGCAGCAGGUGAUGCACCCCAGGAUCCUCUGGAAUGCACAGAUCUACCACCAAGCCCAGGUCCCCUCUGUUGACUGCCAGAGCUUCCUGGAGACAGAUGAAGGGCUGAAGGAAUUCCUGCAGAACUUCCUACUCUAUGGGAUUGCCUUUGUGGAGAAUGUGGCUCCCACCAAGGACGACACAGAGAUCCUAGCAAAAAGGGUCAGCUUGAUCAGGGAGACCAUUUAUGGUAGGAUGUGGUACUUCACCUCUGACUUCUCCCGAGGAGACACUGCCUACACCAAGCUGGCUCUGGACCGCCACACAGACACCACCUACUUCCAGGAGCCCUGUGGCAUCCAAGUGUUCCACUGCCUGAAGCACGAGGGCACGGGGGGCAGGACCCUGCUGGUGGAUGGUUUCUACGCAGCAGAGCAGGUUCUCAGACAAGCCCCUGAGCAGUUUGAGCUGCUCAGCAGGGUGCCCCUGAAGCACGAGUACGUGGAGAACGUGGGAGGCUGCCACAACCACAUGAUCGGCGUCGGGCCGGUGCUCAACGUCUACCCCUGGAACAACGAGCUCUACCUCAUCAGGUACAACAACUACGACCGAGCUGUCAUCAACACUGUGCCUUACGACGUGGUUCACCGCUGGUAUGCUGCCCACCGCACGCUCACCACUGAGCUCAGGAGACCUGAAAACGAACUCUGGGUCAAACUGAAGCCAGGCAAGGCCCUGUUUGUGGACAACUGGCGUGUGCUGCACGGGCGGGAGGCCUUCACUGGGUACCGCCAGCUCUGCGGCUGCUACCUGACCAGGGAUGAUGUGCUGAACACUGCACGCCUGCUGGGGCUCCAGGCUUAGCCCAGCCCACCCUGCCCUCCGUGGAGAGAGGUCCUCAGGCCUCCAGCACUGCCCUGCUGCUGCCUCUCACCAUGCAGAAGACGUUGCACAUACCUCAAGACUCCUCCAUCCCCUCCAAGACGUUCUCAGUGCCUCCUCGGGAGAGGGAGCAGGUGGAAACCAAAGGCUGUGGGAGCUUUGUGACACCAUCAUCUGCCUUGGAGCAUGGGCAGCUCUUGCUUUCUGUGCUCCCAGCCUGGCCCUUCUAGGCCCUCUGGCUCAGCUCUGCUGAGCAAGGCUUGAUUCCCACCAUGGGAAGUUCUCUUCCACUCAAGUGCCUUCAGGAUUUGGAAUCUUGAGGUCUUUCCCUGCACAGCCUUUUUGUGAGCUGAUGGUUUAGGAUUCCUCUAGCAGAGCAGAAUGGAAACCUCAGCCUGGGGCAAGACAAGACCCCAGGACUUGUAGCCCUUCUAGAGAAAACCCAAACCUCAUUGCUGAUGUCACUACUCAAGGGCUGUUGGCAUGCUGUCAGUGACUUCUCUCUUCUCAAACACACCUUGUGGCCCUGCUAAAAGCUGUGCUGCUCUGGGGGUGGCCUGGAGGGAGAACUGGGCACAGCUGGGGUGUUUCUGACAAGUUUGGGGUUAGAAGGGAAGAGAGAAGUAGCAAGAGCUGUGUUGGGAAGCAGAGGUGACCCUUAGAUGAAGAAGCCAUUGACCAGUUGACCUCCAGGGGUUGAAACCUCAGCAGCUGCAGCAUUUGCAGAGGAAUUUUCCUCUCUGCUGCUCUUGGAUCUUGCCUGGAGAAGGAAUUUGUGAGGGUCAUUGUGAGAUUGACCUUUGGGGGUUCUUUUUCCUCCAGACUCUUUUGGAUAUGAAGGUAACAAAGCUUUGAUCUGCUGGUAGCUGGGAGGAGAAGCUGGAAUCUGGGCCCCCAGUGCAAGGAACAGAAGCAAAUCCUGGCCUCAGCAGAAUCCUUGGAAUUUUAGAAGCAGGAGGAGACUUUGGAUGUGUUCAUGUUUCAUUCCUCCCUAUCUCUGGGGCUCUUCACUCUUCUCUGAAGAGACCUUAACCAGGGCUGGUCCCUUUCUUUCCUGGCAGCAAGGUGUUCUGAUGUCCAGGUGUAUCUGUGCUGAACUUGCUGCCCUCAUUGAAUCUAAAGACUGACUAUAGAGACCCCAGUGCUGAGACACCCCUGGAGCUUCUCCUCCUAUGGGCUUGAGCUCCUGCAGCUUCCUAGCUGUGGUUGCAGUCAUCAGGAGCUGAAAGGAGCUUUGGAGUGAGGGUUUGGCAGGAAGGUAUCUGUCAGAGAUGGUGUAAGGGAGUAAUGGCAAAAGGCUGCUGCCAGGAGGCUUCUUCCAAGCUGAGCCAAGUGUUCCUCUUGCAGCAGGUGUAGGCUCUCUGAGGUGCCAGUUCCACCAGCACUCCUUGGACAUGGAGCUUUGCAGGUCUUCAUUCAUGCUGUUAAGUUGUAGCAGAGCCCAGACUUGCACGCACUGUCCCUCACACAACCCAGUCUUGAUGCCCCAGGUUGGUUUCACCCUCUGCUGCAUGGUGAAUCCAGGGCCUGGAGCUUGAGGGCAGAGGUGGUGAGCAAAAGCAGUCUCUGUGGGAGCUGACAAAGGGUCCUGAGCAGGGUUUGGAACCCUUGAGCUCUCUCUUGAGUGGUUUGAGGAUAUCAAGGGUUCUUGAGCUCCUUCUGUUGCCACCCUGUGUCCCCAGGAUGUGAGGAACAGCACCUGGGUGCUGUGGACACCUUCCCUUCUGAGGGCUUAUCCAUCAGCUGAAGAUCUGCUGCUGCCCUGAGCUGGCCUGGCUGGCCCAAGGGAGACCAAACAUUGUCAUGCCACAGGUGUCUCUCUUACCCAGAAUGUGGUGACUGCAGCUCUGCCUCCCACUGCUGCUGCCAGGAGCUGUGGUCUGCAGGCACCAACCCUUCUCUCAGGAGCCCACUCCAACCUCAAGGUGGUUGUGGUAUUGUCCGUGGUGAAUGUAGAGGGGACACCUUUCUUCCUGGGGGGUGGUGGUGGUGGUUGAGCAACAAUGAAACACGGGGAGAGAUGGGUUUAGACCUUGUGCUUCACCUCUCCACACUUCCCAAGAGGGCUAAGUUCUGCAGGAGCAGCUCCUGAGCACCCAAAGUCCGUUAGAAGGUCCAGGACUUAGUGGUUGUUGCUGUCUGUCUGGCACAGGUGGCUGCUGGGCCAUGUUCUCUUUGCUCUCAUUUUGUAAUGGACCUUUUACAGUUCUUUGAGGCCAAUAAAUGCUGAGCUGCCUCCUCCUCCCUGCUGCCCUCCCAUCCGUGUGUCCUUCAAACAAACGAUUUGUAAAGCCAUCAGCUCCACAACGUAGAUGUUUCCAGCGACCACGGCCUUGAAAAGAAGUGCUUGGUUACCCACCUGAGGUGGAAUAAACGUUUGGAACAGCAAACCAAA